Fomitopsis serialis is the source of this 1658-nucleotide messenger RNA. RefSeq lists its product as uncharacterized. Gene Ontology annotation, biological process: protein K48-linked deubiquitination. Lineage: Eukaryota; Fungi; Basidiomycota; Agaricomycetes; Polyporales; Fomitopsidaceae. Gene Ontology annotation, cellular component: cytosol; cell periphery. The transcript has 7 exons. The record is from RefSeq and is a predicted model, not a curated record. The coding region runs from base 67 to 1320 and encodes 417 amino acids. Gene Ontology annotation, molecular function: K48-linked deubiquitinase activity; cysteine-type carboxypeptidase activity; cysteine-type deubiquitinase activity.
CUCUAGACUUAUACCAUCCCGAGAACGCGAAACUGCUACCCUCUUGUGCAGCUCAUCCAUAUCUCUAUGUCUUCCGAUGGUGGAGAAGACAAUGCCGCCCCUAGACACGACGAAGACAACCUCAUCUCGCACCAAGACAACCUCAGAGAGUCAAUAGAGGAGUUGUGGUACCUCAAAGAAGUCUCUUUCCGACCGUCACCCGACGCGGCAUUGAGGACACUGAAGAUUAUCACCCAGAACUAUAAUGGACCGUGUUCGUUCAUCGCUAUAUGCAACAUUCUACUUUUGCGCGGUCAGAUUGAGAUCCAACCACCAGAGCGGACGUCAGUCUCGUAUGACUAUCUCGCUCGGUUACUUGGAGAAUACUUGUUGACGGCAACUCCUGGGGAGGAUACCACUGCGGCUCUGUCCGUCAUGCCUGCUACGAGAAAGGGUAUGGACUUGAACCCGCUAUUCACUGGCACAACUGCCUUCCGACCAGCGGGUGAAGGCGGGGAGCUGAAGUUAUUCGAGCAUGCCGGCAUAAAGCUCGUGCAUGGCUGGCUGGCAGAUCCCGAUAGUCCGGAAUACCAGAUUCUCUCGAGGACUCAAGACUACGACACCUCCGUAAACCUGAUAGUCGAAGCGGACCACCUCACCAAGGGCCGUCUGCUCGCAUCGGCGGAAGUGCCCGCUGAGCCCGAGGCGGGCGGGAGCAGUAGCAGCGGUGGAAGUUACAACACGCUCUCGCGUGACGACCGACAGAAGGUGCAAGAUGCCGUCAUCAUCCGCGACUUCAUCGACAAGACCCAAUCACAGCUGACGUACUAUGGUCUCUUCACACUCGCCUCUGCCAUCGAGCCUGGCCAGCUCGUCGCGCUCUUCCGCAACUCGCACCUUUCCGUGUUGUACAAGCCCCACGGGCCAGACGGCGGGCUCUACACCCUCGUUACGGACCAGGUGUUCCUCAACGAGGCUUCGGUCGUGUGGGAACGGUUCGAGGACGUCGAAGGUGGCAUGUCGUCCUUCGUCGACUCUGAUUUCAUCCACUCGAGCCCGGCUGGCGGGGACUAUGCGGGCUACACAGCCGAGAGCGCGCUCGCCGCGCUCGAAGCAGAGACUGCGGGGCUGACGCUUGAGGAGCGCGGAGACGCUGAAUUGGCGAGACAGCUGCAGGCCGAGGAGGAUGAACGUGCGCACCAGGCGAGAGAGGCCCGGCGCGCGCGCGAGAGAGCACGAGAGGAGCUUACAGCGUCCCAACAGCACGUUCCUCGAUCGGCUCUCCCUGCUGACGAACCGGCGAAGAAAGCCAAGAGGAAGGGCGACUGUAUCAUUAUGUGAUCUCUGUUGACUGUGUAAUAUCUUAAGCCUGCUGAGUACCCUCUUGUUUUCACCGUGUUACAUUACUACGAUAAUUUAUUGGACCAAGGACUGCUGCGUCUCGUGGAUGCAUCCCAGUCGCAGUUCGUGUCUGGCUCCGUCGGCAGGUUGCGGAGUCAGCUGCAAGUCGCAGAUGAAUAGACUUGACGGUUCCGCUGCCAAUUUCGUGGUCGAUAGCUCAAUCCACGCGGAUCAGGACACAACGCCGGUCCUAGUAUGGAUGUUCUACUCGGUUGUUGCGCGCCCUUCGCCAGCUUCAACGGAGCGUCGUGUGGCGCCUAUUCGAGGCAACAAUGCCA